Messenger RNA from Motacilla alba alba, 2509 nucleotides. RefSeq names its product carbonic anhydrase 4 (gene CA4). Bases 172 to 1119 code for a protein of 315 amino acids. Gene Ontology annotation, cellular component: plasma membrane. Lineage: Eukaryota; Metazoa; Chordata; Aves; Passeriformes; Motacillidae. Gene Ontology annotation, molecular function: carbonate dehydratase activity; zinc ion binding. The record is from RefSeq and is a predicted model, not a curated record. The transcript is spliced from 8 exons.
GCAGGGCAAAUCUGGAGAAAUUACAAAGGGGAGGAGUUCACCUUCCUGCUAUGGCUUUCAGGUCUGUCCUGGACUACUUACUCCAGUAUAAAACUGAGAGCAGAAAUAUGAUCACAUCCUGAGGAGUCUAAUCAAUCCUGGUUUCAACACUGAGCCUAUUUAAACUAGAGAAUGGAAUUGCUGCUCCUCGCUGUGUUCUGCCUGCACAUUCUCAAGACAGAGGCAGUAGUGGGCCACUGGUGCUAUCAGUCCCAGAAGUGUGAGCUGCCAGAGUGUAAAGGUCCUGCCCAGUGGCAUCAGAUAUACCAGGACUGCAAAGAGGACAGACAGUCCCCUGUCAACAUUGUCACCCGAAAUGUGGUGUAUGACAAGAGCCUCCAGCCCCUGACUUUUGAAGGGUACGAUGUGAAGGGCUCUGCCAAGUGGGACCUGGAAAAUAAUGGCCACACAGUGAAAGUGGCACUAGACACAACUCCUAAAAUCGGAGGAGGAGGCCUGGAGAGAAAAUACAAGGCAGUAGAAUUCCAUUUCCACUGGGGAGUCCUGGGUGAGCCACAAAUCAUCCCUGGCUCGGAGCACAGCAUAGAUGGAGAGAAAUACCCCAUGGAGUUUCAUAUCGUCCACAUAAGAGAAGAUGUUUCAGAUGUGGCAGAAGCCAAGACAAAACCAGACGGUUUGGCUGUGUUGGCCUUCUUUGUAAAGGUUGACGAAGAAAACAAAAACUAUAAAACUCUAUUGAGUGAAUUAAAGAAUAUCAAAUACAAAGGGCAAUUAGCAAAGGUGGAUCCUUUGCCACUGAGCUCUCUCCUCCCACCUGAGGAAGACCUUGGGAGGUACUAUCGCUAUCAGGGGUCCCUCACCACCCCUGACUGCUACCGGGGUGUCAUCUGGACCGUCUUUGAGACGCCAGUUCAGCUCAGCCAGGUCCAGCUGUCCCAGUUCGCAGCACUGCACUUUGAUGGGAAGAACUCCACUCCCAUGGUGGAGAAUUUCCGGCCAGUGCAGCCCCUGAAGGACCGCAAGGUGCUCUGGUCGGGGGCCAGCAUCGCCCUGCCCACGGCACAGCUGCUGCUGCUGGCCCUGGCUCUGACCUGCACCCUCAGCUCUCUGUCCCACUGAGCCCUUCCCACCUCAUUCUACGUCCUGGGUCUUAAUUUCUUGUUAUUUUUGCUGUUCUUUGUCUCAGCCUCUCAUGAAUUGUGUCCCAAUACAGAAUAGCCUUGUCCUCCUCCAGACAUUAACCAAGGGCUUCUGUGCUGCUCUGGUGAAACCCAAACCACCAGAACUCAAAGGAACUGGGAGAUAAAGCAAUGAAAAUUCGAUUUUAAAAGGCAGUUUGCUCAGAGAAAGCAUUAGUCUGGAUUACGCUGUGGUUUUAAGCCAGCACUGGAAGGAGCUGCACAGAGAACCUCGGAGAGGAAUCUGUUCCUAAGUGCCUGUGAAGGGGUUGGUUUGGAGCACGUUUACAUCGAACACUGCAAAUCCGGCAGUGAAAUGUGGAGUAAUUCCCACAACCCCACUCUGUCCUGCCUGAAGGUACCACACAGAGCAGAGAUCAAAUGCUCACACACAGCCCAGCAGCACCUGGCUCAUCCCCUCCAGGGAAGGGCACUCACCCAACACAUAAAUCCCCCUCCUUGCUCCAGAAUAUCUCAGUUAAUUUCAGAUAAGGACACUGGAUUCCUUCCACCCGGUCUCCUGCUGGGGCUAUCGGGCUCCUCUGUUAUUUAUUCAUCCCUCUCUGGGAUGCCGUGGCCGAUGUGAUGUGCUGGGGAGCAGCAGGGAGGCUCAUCCCCACUGACCAGAGGCACAUCUGUGGGAAUUCCCUCUCUUUGGAGGGCUGCUUCUGAAGCACGAGACUCUGAUCAUCCUUUGUAGUUGUUAUUUGCCUAAUAAAAUAGGACAGCUCAAGAAAUGGCUCUUUCUUACAAAUAAAUAUAUAAAUAUAUAUAUAUUUCUUUUAUAUAUGUAAUUUUUUUAUAGUAGCAUACCUGCAAUAUUCACAGAUGGUCAAGAUUCAUAGUUUUUUCCAAGAUUGUGGUUUGAACCAAUUCCUGCAGCUCUUACCCAAUCACUUAUAGAAAAUACGUUGGGAAAUGGGGUUUCCUUGUAUUAUUCUAGUUCUCCCUUUGAAGAGGGAGAUAAUAUUUCUCUUUGGCUAGUGCCAUAUAACAUGUUACAGCUUCUUUUAGGAUUUUAGAUUUUGGCCACACCAAAAUAGGAUUUCAUAUUAGCAGAUUUGUAUUUUUUUUUCCUUUAAGGGCAAUGUUUGCAGACAUGACUUUAUAUAUUUUCAGGAAAAUCCUGGCAGUGAGAGCAACCACAGCUCACCAAAAGCAGGGAAAUUAUUUUCAUAUUAAUCAAUCAGUAAAGCUUUAAAAAAGGGAAAGCAAAUGAACCUAUUUAAGUUUAAAGGAAAGAUUAAUACUUUAACUGUAUUUUUAUGUAACUGAAAAUCUUUGGAGGAGCAAACAGAAAUGAAAUAUUAAAGGUGAACAACAGACCUACA